AUGCAUCCAAAUACCACAACCCCGUUUGAUGGUGUUGAUGCGGCGAAAACACUGACCUGGAUCCGCUCGCUUCCUGUACCGACAACAGCAUCGGAGCAGUUGAUCAAAGCUGCCAGCAGAAUUCCGCUAGAACUCGAACUUGUCAGUGAGGAUGUCUAUUCGCAUUAUCUAAGUGAUGGAAUGGUUCUCGGCUAUCUGAUGGCUGCAUUAGAUCCUUCAAUGGCCGUAAAACUGGAGGCAAUGAAGACUUGGAGGACAUCCCCAUUGGAUUAUGUGGACGCGGUGUUGCAACGUAAAAGGAUAGCUAUUUUCCUCCAGUAUGCCGGUGCGGUUGGUGUGGAUCAACAGUGUCUUUUCACUGUGGACAAUCUGAAUAACGGAACCAAUUUGGGCCAAGUGGUACGUUGUUUGAGCGCACUUCGAUCCGUUUCCACUGGUAGUUCUGAUCGCUUCGGGUACUGGGCCUCUGUGAAUUGUUGA
Opisthorchis viverrini is the source of this 480-nucleotide messenger RNA. RefSeq lists its product as hypothetical. The record is from RefSeq and is a predicted model, not a curated record. NCBI's taxonomy places the organism in Eukaryota, Metazoa, Platyhelminthes, Trematoda, Opisthorchiida, Opisthorchiidae. The transcript has a single exon. Gene Ontology annotation, molecular function: protein binding. The coding region runs from base 1 to 480 and encodes 159 amino acids.